Molecule: messenger RNA, 3828 nt
Organism: Arabidopsis lyrata subsp. lyrata
Lineage: Eukaryota; Viridiplantae; Streptophyta; Magnoliopsida; Brassicales; Brassicaceae
Source: RefSeq, a predicted model, not a curated record
AGGAAAAACACAUCUAAAAAAAAUUACUAAAAAAUAGCGACCACUCACCUUCUUCACCUUCACCUUCAGGCCUUCCUCUCUAAAAUCAAAAUUUUCAGUUCCCUCUUCACUCCAAAUCUAGGGUUUCUGAGUUUUUUUUUCUGAUCGUCUCCUCAGCAUCCUCUCUUUCGGGAUUCAAGCUUCUAGGUCUAUACUAUUGAACUAUAUUAAACUGAUUUGACUCAUAUCCUACAAUUUGAAGGCGUCAUGGAGGUAGAGGUUUUGUUUAUCGGAUGAAGGAUGAAGUAUAUUGUUUAAAGAUCUUGCGAUUCUUGUCUCUUAUAUGGACUGAGAUAUUGGUUCUUUGAUGUCUUUGUUGUUCUUCUGAUCUCUGAAAUUUAGCUGAUUUAAUGGACUGCAAUAAGGAAGAGGCCUCUAGGGCAAAAACUUUAGCAGAGGAUAAGAUGAAGAAUGGUGAUUUUGUUGGGGCACAAAAGCUUUUAUUGAAGGCUCAGAGUCUUUUCUCAGGUCUUGAGACUUUACCACAAAUGUUAGCUGUAUGUGAUGUCCAUAAUUCUGCUGAGAAGAAACUCAACGGUCUUGAGAACUGGUACGGUAUUCUUCAAGUUAUGCAUUUUGCUGACGAUGCUACAAUCAAGAAGCAGGUCAGGAAGCUUGCUUUGCUUCUCCAUCCUGACAAAAAUCAGUUCCCUGGUGCUGAGUCUGCUUUCAAGUUGGUUUGGGAUGCAAGUAGAUUUCUUGCUGACAAGGAUAAACGGUCUCAGUAUGAUAUAAAGCGUAGAAUCUAUUUACGGGUUGCUAGUUACCAGUUGAAUGCAGCAAACUAUGGUCUACAAUGUGCCAGUGAUAGUGUUACAUUUUGGACAUGUUGUGAGCAUUGUGGUUAUAGGUAUAGAUACUUGAUAGAGUAUGCGAACACUCUUCUGCAAUGUACCAGUUGUCAAAGAUCCUACAUGGCCUACGACACGGGAUUUAAUGGAGCAUCAUUUAAAUCAAGCACUGGUCAGAAAGAUGUUCGAAAUCAGGGGCCGUGUAACACAUCUGUGAAUAUAAAUGCAGAGUCUACUGGUGCUCAACCAGGAAGUGUAGCAGCUGAGGUGGAUAAGAAAGGAACUUUCAAUGAGGAAUUCAACAAGAAGAACGGAGGAGGUGAGAUCAAAAAGACUCAUGUAAAAAAACCCAAAAGAAAGGCUGAAUCCAUGAAGAGUUAUGCUCAAUCAAGUAUACCUGAGAAAGACGAGGGAAAGAUGAAUAGUGCAGCUAAACUACAGAAGCCACAACCUGAGGCUACAGAACCCGAAAUAGGUUUAUCGAAAUCUGUACCUGAUGAGUCAAUUUCAAGGAGUGAUCAAGCACCCUCUACAAGCAAGGACAGGAACAAAAGGAAAAAGUGUGUUGAGGAGAGUAUUAAUGUUGAUGGUUCUGAUAUUGUUAAGGAUAAAGCAGAUUCAAAUGAUAAUAGUAAGUGGAAAUCUCCAAGGAGAGGCCAACAGAGUUCUUGGGCAGAGAAGGUAGGCAGUGAUGAUAGCCCUCCAAAAAAAAGGUCAAGAUCAAAUGUUGGGUUAAAAUCUGAGCAAACUACAAGAAAAGGAUUAGUAGGUGUUGGAUCAUCUACACGUCGUGAUUCUGGUGGUGGUUCAACUGCCCCUUCAUGUGUGUUUAAUGGAAAAGCUAAGAAAUUCGUGGAUUCUGGAUAUCCAGAAAUCUCAGCAUCCAAAGACAAAGUGAGAGAAGGAUGUAAAGAAAGUGGAGAAGGGGUGGUUAUGGCAGCAAAGAUUGACAAUAACCACAAUGCUAAUGAGAAGCUUAUUACGCAGGAUUCGCCUGAUCCAGAGUUCAGUAAUUUUGAACUGACGACAAGCUGUUUUGCUGUCAACCAGGUGUGGUCUUUGUAUGAUCCGACUGACGGUAUGCCUCGGUUGUAUGCUCGGAUAGAAAAAGUGUUGGAUUCUGAGUUCAAGCUGUGGAUUACAUGGAUUGACCCGCUACAGGAUAAUAACUCUAUUCCCAUUGCUUGUGGAAUCUUUCAAGUUGGGGAUUCAGCCGAAGAAAACGACCACUUAAAAUUUUCUAGUCAGAUGUUUCACUUAACUCGCAACAAUAGCAUCGGCAUAUAUCCAAGAAAGGGAGAAAUUUGGGCAAUUUUCAGAGGCUGGGAUAUCAGUUGGAGUGCUAGCUCAGAAAAUCAUAAACAUCCUUAUGAAUAUGAUUUUGUUGAAGUUUUGUCUAAUUUUAACGAUGAGAUUGGCCUUGGAGUGGUCUUUCUGGGACAAGUGGAAGGGUUUGUUUCCCUCUUUCGGCAAAAUGCACAGGAUGGAGCUCAACUUCAAAUUCCACCCAGCGAGAUGCUCAGGUUUUCGCAUAAAGUCCCAUCAUUCAAAAUGACUGGAAAGGAGAGAGAAGGUGUUCCUCCUGGGUGCUUUGAAUUAGAUACUGCUGCUUUACCAAAAGAAUUUUUCGAGGUUUGUGAUUCUAAAGUUGAUGUUGGGUUGGAGAGAGAAAGGCCGAAUGGCAAAACUGGUGGUCCUUUUCCUGAAGCUUCCAAGGUUGAAAUGCAGGCAAAUACUACUCUAGAGAGCAGUCCAGUUAAAAAGAAACGUCCAAAAGUCCAUGACAAUCAUGGUUCAUUCUCCAAAGAAUCUGAUGGUAGAUGCACUAAUCAUGAAAAGAACUCAGUGAAGAAGUCCAGAAAGAGUGUCAAAGCAGUAGAUGUCUUGAAUCUGCGAAAAUCUCCUCGUCUUUUGAGUGAAACAAACAGUCAAGCAAAUUCAAGGUCAGGCCAACAAAUAGCUGAGAAGAAGAGUGCUAACAAUGGUGAAUACUGUGGACAGCGAGGUGGGUUGUCUGUAUCUGGUGAGAGGAUGUCUACCCCAAUGAUAUCUGAGAAGACUAUCACAACGGAUUCCUCAAGAAUGAGAAAAACACCUCAGGAUAUACACAAACCGACAGGGAACCUAAAGAAACAUGGGAGAAAUGAUGAGUCAUUGUCUCAGUCCAGGGGUAAUGGUUUGCUAACUCAGUUGAAUGGUAGUAUAAAAUGCUCAGAACCAGAGACUCGUGUUCCAUCCAGUUGCAAAACCGUGAAAGAAAACACUUUUAACUUCGAGUACCAGAGAUCUUGGGACAAGUUCCAGAUUGAUCAAAUAUGGGCCAUUUAUAGCAAUGACGAAGGGAUUCCCAGAAAGUAUGCUCAGAUCAAGAAAAUCGACACAAGUCCUGAAUUCAAGUUACAUGUAGCACCUCUAGAGCUGUAUCGCCCUCCAAUACACAUGCCACGCCCCGUGUGCUGUGGGCGCUUCAAGUUGAAAACCGGUAAAGCAGAAAUAUUUGUACCUAGCAGCUUCUCACAUCAGGUUAAAGCCGUGAAGGCUAAGAGGAACAGAUUCGAAGUAUACCCGGGGAAGGGUGAGAUCUGGGCUCUGUACCAGAACUGGAAUACCACAGAUUGUGCUGAGACUGAAGAACUUGAGAUUGUAGAAGUAGUGGAAACCGACGAGCAAAGGAUACAAGCAAUGCUUUUGACUGCUAAAGAGUUUAACAACAAGCCUCUCUACGGAAGUAGUCAAGAGUCAAAUGCAAGUCUAGUAGACAUUCCAAAGACUGAAGUGUGUAGAUUCUCGCAUCAGAUUCCUGCGUUCAGACACGAGAGAAGAGCGACUCGGUUUGGAGAUGGCGAAUACUGGGAGCUUGACCUGAAAGCAGUUAGGGGUCUCAACUUAAAGAACCCAUAGGUCUCUCUUUCAUUUGUCAAUCGCACAUAUUUAUCUAGUUGGGACAUGAUUUCUGGAAUGUGACAUUAUUAGAAUUUAACGUUAGUGUUUAGUAACA